AAUUGGGUUACUGUGACACUUUAAAUCAAAUUUAACAAAAUACUAUAUUUUAAUUGACUUAAAUACCAAGAAACUCGAAUUGAUAAAGUGAAGUGCAAACAAAGUUUGGUAGCCAGCGUUGUCAAUGCAAAGGCAACAAAUGAAAAAACUCGUAUAGAAGCAGCUGCUAAAGAUUUCAAAUGAUGUUACUGCACUCAUUUAUAUGUGUGUUUGUUGUUAUGCGAGAAAUACUUUGUUAGCAAUCAUUAGUUUACCUUAUUUGGGUUUUCUUUGUACAUUGAACACAAGUACCAAAUUCGAGCUUAGUCACAUUUCAUUUCGCCAAUUCGUCUAUAGCAAAUGAAGAUGCAAUUUAAACUAAGAAUUCUCCUUUAUUGUGUAAAGAGUUUAUUCAACGUUCAACAAGAUUUCUAACAUAAGGGAAGCGGAAUGCGGAGCUUAUGGAAUUUAAGAGCUUUAAAACCAAAAGUUGCCCAACCUUUAAUGCUUUCUAUUUCUGAAAGAUAUUAAGGAGUAUACAAAGUAAGAAACGGAACUCUCAACAACGAUAUCACAAAUGCACCUAAAGACCGCGACUGUUGUAGGGACGUUAAAAUCUAUCAGUAGAGAUAAUUUUGAUGAGAGGACAAUCCGCCAAGAAGAAAAAAGACCGAAUAUGGCUGCCACUACAAGAAACAAUGCAAAUGAUGAAAAUCCACAGGGCGGGGGGAGUGGUACAAGGGCCAACAAUAGCAAUAGCAAUAAUAAUAACAACAAUAACAAUGACGAUAAUUCGAGUAAUAAUCAACAGGUUACGGAUGAUGCAGAAUUAAAGUUGAAACGGCAAACACUAGAACAACGUAAACAGGAAUUGGAAAGGGUAUUGAGCGAAAAAAAUUGGUUGUUACAACAAAUACAAAAGCAAGAAACUCAAAUACUUAAUGGAAACUAUGAGUAUUUGAAUGUAAAUGAAAUAUUUGCAAUGUUGGCGCGGCAGUAUAAAAAGGAACAUGGCGGAAAUGGAAGUAGUGACAUUGGAAGUACAGCCGUCUUGCGGAGAAAGACAAUUGGGGAUAGUAGCUGCAAGGAAAAUCAGUUGAAUCACAAUAAUAAUAACACUGCUAAUCGACAGUCUGAAAUUUCGAAUCGUUCAUCGGAGUAUGACAACUAUCCAGGCGGUAGUUCUAACAAUGGUGAAUCUAAUCCACCAGCUUUUAAUGCCAACGCAACACAAAUGCCGCUAACUAAGUCUCAAUCAUUGAGGAAGAGAGGCAAUACCACACCUACAGUACAAACGUUAAGUGGCAAUUACAAUUAUCUGCAAGUACAGCAAAGGCAACAACAACAGAAAAUGAUGCAACAUCAAAUGUUGCAGAAUCAGAUGCAAUAUGCUGCUAUGAUGCAACAUCAGCAUUAUCACCAUCAGCAACAACAGUUGCAUCAGCAUCAGACGCACGACGAACAGCAGCAACUGCAACAAUACAAUCAACAAAUAUCGCCAUCACAAUCGCAUCUUCGCCAGUAUCCAGUCGAUGGCAUUUCCUUAUAUUCGGUCAACUCAGCUAAUGUUGCCACUUUACGACAGCAACAUAUUUCCCCUCAACAGCAACCGAUUGUGGUGCAGUGUGAUCGUUACUAUUUAUCACCCACGCACCAGAACUAUAGCGAUGGUGGUUUCAUUAAGUCCAGUCAAAAUAUUAAGAAGUACGUAUCGCCACAAGCAUCACCAACACAUCAUGGUGUCGCAACAACACAAAUGCUCCCGUAUUUGCAACAGAGUCAUUCUUAUCAGCAAGAUUUGUUAAUGGUAACUGCAGCAGGGGCCGAACAGAAAUAUAUGCAUCAGCAGCAGCAACAACCACAACAGCAGCAGUUUUUGACACUACACCAAUUGCAACCGCACAAUUUAUUGCACUCGCAUCCUCAAACACAGAUAUCUAGCAGGCAAUUAGACGCCAUUUCGUUGGCUCCUUCAUACAUUUCUGUUGAUGUGGACAGUGCAGCGGUGCAUAAUCUACGCUGGCGUUCGCAAAGUAAUUUGCCACCUGUGUCCCCACACACACCACCACACAAGGGGAUUGCUUACAAUUCAACCCAAAUAAGCGCUGACGUCAAAUCGCAAUCGAGUGAUAUGCUAUCAAGUAAUGCGUAUUAUAAUACGUCUGCCGCGCUGCCAGCAGCGUCUAUUAAAACUUUGACUAAACCUCUAGAUGAAAUUUCUAUUUCAUCGUAUAAUAGUGAAAUGCAAAAAUCGAAACCGCCCAAGCCAAAACAGUGGUUGGAAUCCUCUUUGGACGGCCCGGUAGUACGUCAGUCUCCAGCUAGUAGUAAUGUACAUGGACAGGACACAUUUCAUAACACAACUAGCUCACGCCUACCAGCAAAUAAAAUGCAUCCGGGUUCGUCUGGCGCUGGUGUUAGCACUGGUGUUUUAAGCGGCUCUCGAGAACGCACAAAACUAUCUUCUCAAUCGAUGUCGGGUGCGCCUCGUCAUUACUCUAUGUCGGCUGCUUCCCAUAAGCACCCCUAUUCGCAAACUAAAAUGCUACAAGAUGAUGAUGGUCGCUACGCAAAACUUAGCCAGUCUACGUCUUAUCUGAAUAGUAGGGAGUCACCUUCAAUAUCAGCUGCAUAUCCACUGGACGGUAGUAACAACAGCACCACUAUUGAAUUGCCAACCCCUACAACGGCAUUCAAGUAUAUACCGCCGAAACCUGUCACUCCAUCUAAUACUACGCCGACACAGCUGACACCACCACCACCGCCACGACCACCACCGAGAGAUAGCGAAAAGAUUAUGGGUAUAAGUACAACGAUCACUGGUAUUGCGUCUGUUCCCAGUACUCUAGCACCAACCGAUAUACGAAUUGAGUCACCCAAAAAUAUAACUGUUGUAAAGCCGGCCACCUUCCGGCCCUAUCAGGAGGAAACCAAACCAUUUGAAAUGUCCGACUUCUAUAAAUAUUCCACGAAAUUUCGACAGAAAGAGCCAUCUGUAGCGAAUGCAGAACACUGAAAUAGUUUAGUGGAUGUAAAUUAUUUCAUAAAUAUAAACAAACAUCACAUUUUCAAUGACUUCACAUUUUUCUAGCAACCAAUUUCAAUUAAUUACGCCUUUUGUGGUACUCAUAAAACAUAAAAAUAGAAAUUAGGUUUAUUAUAGAAAUUGCGUUAUUAACAAUUUCAUAGUUUCUUUAAUCAGCUAAAUAUUCGAAUGACUGAUGCACGCCAACUUGCGGUAGGCGCGUUAUAUAAUACACUGUCUUAACGAUACAACGGAAUAUGCCUUAAUAAAUAAGUAUCCUUAACACUAAGUGCGAAUAUACCCAACGAAACGUUUUUGUUAAAGACUUGUUCAAAUUUGAUAUUUAUACAAUUGAAAAAACAAAUGCACAGAAAUUGUUCAAUUAAAAAGAGUUACAACAUUUGUUGUAUAUUGACGAUAUUUCCAAUAUUUGUAGUAAUUAAUUCACACAUUUUAGUUGCAAAAAUAAUUAUGUUUUUGAUAUUUCAAUUAUUAGGAUUUUAUACUACUUGUCUUUACUUCACAACGACUCUGUGCUCAUCAUUGCCAAAUUGAUAUACAUACAUACAUAUGUACAUGUUAUAACGACAAUAAAUAUACAUACAUAUUUUUAUACGAAUUAAAAUUGUUACAUUUUCCAUAGGUAGCUUAUAUGUAAUAUAUGUACAUAUGUAGAA
Molecule: messenger RNA, 3681 nt
Organism: Bactrocera tryoni
Lineage: Eukaryota; Metazoa; Arthropoda; Insecta; Diptera; Tephritidae
Gene: sstn
Product: basic-leucine zipper transcription factor A
Exons: 3
Coding region: 557-2995 (812 amino acids)
Source: RefSeq, a predicted model, not a curated record